Messenger RNA from Salarias fasciatus (jewelled blenny), 4643 nucleotides. It is a transcript of the gene tnfrsf9a, whose product is annotated as tumor necrosis factor receptor superfamily, member 9a. The transcript has 15 exons. The coding region runs from base 111 to 2021 and encodes 636 amino acids. Gene Ontology annotation, molecular function: signaling receptor activity; protein binding. Gene Ontology annotation, biological process: regulation of cell population proliferation. Lineage: Eukaryota; Metazoa; Chordata; Actinopteri; Blenniiformes; Blenniidae. The record is from RefSeq and is a predicted model, not a curated record.
GAGAGUUGAUCAUUUAGGAUUACUAUAGAUUUCUGCGAUCAUUUAGCUUCAAACCUUCCCUGAGUUGGCCGUGCCAUCCUUGGAUUGAGGACUGUGGACUUCUGGGCGUCAUGUCGGUGAUGCUGCUGGUGAUGUCUCUCUGGCUGCUGCUGCAGGACUGCGCCUGUGAUCCGGUCAACCUGGGCUGCAUGAAGUGGGAUGUGACAGAAGAUGGAGCCUGCUGUAGAGCCUGUCAUCCAGGACACCGUCUGGUGAGGAAAUGCGGCCCAGCAGUGAUUGACCUCUGUACACCAUGUGAACCUGGAACUUACACCUCAAAUUUCAGUGACGACCAGUGCAAAUGGUGCACACAGUGUGCAGGCGCUCAGGUUCAGCUGGAAGCCUGCACGCCCACUGCUGACACAAAGUGUGGCUGCAAGGAGGGGCUCACCUGUGGGAAUGACCACUGCUCCGUCUGCGUUCCUACAUGCACAAAAGGACAGGAACCUCAUGACGGUUCCUGCAGACCCUGUUCAAACGGCACGUUCAACGACAAAAUUCACCAGAAGUGUAAACCCUGGAGCACCGAGUGUCCCAAACCGAAUCAACGCAUCGCAGCCAAAGGAGACGCAUUUACUGACAUUAAGUGUGUGAAUAUUUCAAACCUAAUAUCAGUGGUCACAAAAACAGUGACCACAACAGAGACCCCUGUUUCAGACCCCAAAACAGUGGUCAAAGUGGAGCCCCCUGGACAUCGUUUGGUGAGGAAAUGUGGCCCACGAGCGAUUGACCUCUGUACACCAUGUGAACCUGGAACUUACGCCUCAACUUUCAGUGACAACCAGUGCAAAUGGUGCACACAGUGUGCAGGCACUCAGGUUCAGUUGGAAGCCUGCACGCCCACUGCUGACACAAAGUGUGGCUGCAAGAAGGGGCUCACCUGUGGGGAUGACCACUGCUCCUUCUGUGUUCCUUUAUGCACAAAAGGACAGGAACCUCAUGACGGUUUCUGCAGACCCUGUCCAAACGGCACGUUCAACGACAAAAUUCACCAGAAGUGUAAACCCUGGAGCACCGAGUGUCCCAAACCGAAUCAACGCAUCUCGGCCAAAGGAGACGCAUUUACUGACAUUAAGUGUGUGGAUGUUUCAAACCUGAACUCAGUGGUCACAACACCAUUGAGUGUGGAUACUUCAGAUCCAAAAACAGUGACCACAACAGAGACCCCUGUUUCAGACCCCAAAACAGUGGUCAAAGCGGAGCCCCCUGGACAUCGUUUGAUGAAGGAAUGUGGCCCACGAGCGAUUGACCUCUGUACACCAUGUGAACCUGGAACUUACGCCUCAACUUUCAGUGACAACCAGUGCACAAAGUGCACACAGUGUGCAGGCACUCAGGUUCAGCUGGAAGCCUGCACGCCCACUGCUGACACAAAGUGUGGCUGCAAGAAGGGGUACACUUGUGGGAAUGACCACUGCUCCUUCUGCGUUCGUACAUGCACAAAAGGACAGGAACCUCAUGACGGUUCCUGCAGACCCUGUCCAAACGGCACGUUCAACGACAAAAUUCACCAGAAGUGUAAACCCUGGAGCACCGAGUGUCCCAAACCGAAUCAACGCAUCGCGGCCAAAGGAGACGCAUUUACUGACAUUAAGUGUGUGGAUGUUUCAAAACUGAACUCAGUGGUCACAACACCAUUGAGUGUGGAUACUUCAGAUCCAAAAACAGUGACCACAACAGAGACCCCUGUUUCAGACCCCAAAACAGUGGUCAAAGUGGAGCCCCCUGGUAGCGCAAACAUUGCAUGGUUCCUGGUCUUACCACUGGUCGUUGGCAUAAUUCUGAUAGUCAUUUUCACUGUCGUCUCUGCAAUUACUAAAACCAAGAACAAGAAAACUCCAACAAAACCCAUAAUCAGACCUCCCUCAGAUGACCCGCAAACAUUAAUUGCAAUCGAGUGCAGCUUUCAUGAGGCGGAACAAGAACAGGGCAGCAGCUCUGAAUCACUUUUCUCCAAAGACUCCUCAGAGCAGCAUGAAUGAAGGCCGCCGCUCGGAGGUUCAUGCUCAGGCUGGAUGGAAGGAAAAAAGGAUGCAAGGCCAUCAAGAUGAACAGUAAUGCCUACUUUUCAAUUUCACAUAAGCCACUGAAACAAAAAAAUGUAUAGGUAUAUACACUACCGGUCAAAAGUUUUAGAACACCCCAAUUUUUCCAGAGUUUUUACUGAAAAUUAUGCCGUUUAAUGUCUAAUUGCGCUCAGACGUCAAAGCAUAGCACAUAUAAGCAAUUGGAGUCAAAAAAGAAAUUAUGGAAUCAAUUUAUAGAUCAAAAUGUAUUCUAAACUGUUGACUCAUCAAAGUAGCCACCUUUGGCAGAUCUAACAGCUGAACACACACGUGGCAUCCUUUCUACAAUAGAAAUCAAAUAUUCUUCAGAAAGUUCUUCCCAUGUCUGUUGCAGAAGUUCCCAUAAAUGUGUGGCACUCGUGGGUUGCUUUGGUUUCACUCUCCUGUCCAUUUCAUCCCAAACCAGCUCAAUGGGGUUUAAGUCUGGAGACUGUGCUGGACACUCCAUGUCUUCAAGUUUAUCAGCUUGUUCUUUUUUCGCAAGAUAGUUCUGGCAUAGCUUGGACUUAUGUUUUGGGUCAUUAUCUUGCUGUAAGAUGAACCCCUGACCAACUAGACGCAUACCAGAGGGUAUUGCGUGGCGCUACAGGAUGCUGUGGUGGAAGCCGUUUUGGUUCAGGGUGCCUCUCACUCUGAAGAAGUCACCAACACUGGAUCCAGCAAAACAACCCCAGACCAUCACACUUCCUCCUCCAUGUUUGACAGUUGAAGCCACACACUGUGGAAGCAUCCUUUCACCUACUCUACGCCGUACAAAGAUCCUGCAUGAUGAACCGAAGAUUUCAAAUUUUGAUUCAUCAGUCCAUAAUACCUUUUUCCAGUCUCCAGUAGACCAGUGCCAGUGUUUCUUGGCCCAGGCAAGCCUCUUUGUCUUAUUCUGACGUCUUAGCAGUGGUUUUCUUGCUGCAACUCGUCCAGUUAAACCCGCAGCUCCAAGUCUUCUCUUCACUGUUGAAACAGAGACUUGCUUACUACGACCACUAUUAAGCUGUGCUUGAAGCUGUUGUCCUGUGAGCCGCCUAUCACCCAAACUGUUGACUCUCAGAAACUUUUCCUCUGAUUCAGUUGUGGCUUUGGGUCUGCCAGACCUCUUCCUGUCAUAGUUGGCCCCAGUUUCUGACUUCCUUUGCAAUUUCUCUGUAGGAAAGACCUACAUUUUUCAGUGUUAUGAUGGUCUGUCCCUCUUCCACUGUUAAUUGCCUUUUUCUUGCCAUUUCUGUAGCAACACACUACUUUCUGCAGUACAAUACUGUUCAACUGAUGCUCACGAGGGUAUGGUACCACAUUGUGUUCAAACACUGCUUUUAUGCUGACAGAGGGGCUUGUUAGUAAUCAAGAAAACUUGGAACACCUGUAGGAGUUAGUAGCACCAGCUUUUUAAGGCUUGGUCACCCUCCAUUGCUGCAGGACAACUAUCAAUUAUUAACCCAUUUUGUGUUAUUGUUCUGAAAUGUACUCUGUUUUUCAGUUUUGGGUAACCUUACUUUUUAUUUUACCCUCUGGUAGUUCACCACUUACUGUUGUAUUAUUUCAAGUUACUGAUUGGACUCUAAAACUUUUGACAGGUAGUGUAUAUAAAUAUAUGCAAAGUGAUGGGAGGGAGAAUUCUGUACAGGAAAAGCAAAAGUUUUCCCAUCAUGCAAAUGAUUGCAGAGAGAGGAACUGUGUUUUUCCCCCUUUCACAAGAGGUGAGAAGAGUAGGCUACUGAAAAUAUGAACUCCAGCACAAAUACUGUCAUUACACUUUAAUCUUUGAUUGCACUCAGUCGCAGCUAAAAGAAUAGAGAACUAAGUGUAAUCUGCUCAAACAAUACUCAGAAGUAUUAGUGAGUAAAUGAGGCAGUCAUUUGUAUGUGUUUACAUCAGAUAUGCUGGACUUGUUUAAGAAGUAUAUAUACUGUGAAAUGUAUUUGAGUAUGAGUAAUAUCACUUAUUUGAUAGAAUGAAUAACUAUAGUGAUUUAAGUAUUUGUAAUUUCUCGCUUCCAUGCCUGCACUUUAAGAGUAACAUUGUUCUUUAUGAGUUUGACUAUUUCCAGAGAGAUGAAACAAAUCCUGGAGAGCAAAGUUCCUCUUUCUCUGGUAUUCUUUAAAGAUCACAUGGAGAAUUCAACAGGAGCUCAGACAUGCCCACUGAGCCACAGUUUCAGUCAGCGUCAUAUAAUCUAAACUGUUCAUUUAAUUAGCCAGAGCAGCUGGCAUUCCCGGCAGGUGAUUCUGGGAAAGCCCGGAUUAAAAUGUGACACUUAUCACAUAUACAAUUCAAACAAGAUUGUAAAUGAGGCUUAAAGUUCACGUAGAAACUCCCUCAGUAAGAACUGCUGUGGUGCAUUCACUUACCUCAUGUUUUUCCUCAAUGACUUUAACUUGACAAAAAAAAGUGUCAUAAUAGACAAUAUUGUAUAUUAUUUUACGCUGUACACAAGACAAGUUAAAAAAACAAUAAAAGUUGUAUUUUUUUAAUUUGCUGCAUUUUUUUUCUUACAGGAUAUUUGCAAUUUACAAUAUUGUAAUUAAACAGACUUUUUGAGUCAUAAAA